CUAACAUAAAUCAAGGAUCUUGUGGCAUGGGAGAGCGGAGACAUCACUGACCCUAGAUCAAUCAAGGGCAUCGUCGGCGAGUUUGCUGCAUUAGUGGGACCUAGAGUCGCCGCAGCGGCCACCAUGGACUUCUCUCAAGAUUGAUAUUUGACCGUAAUCAGACAACCGAAAGUGUACCAACUUCACCACAAAUAUUCCACUUUUUGAGAGGCCCAAUGUGCAACGAUGGACGAUUGCGGAUGUGUGUGAUCCGCUGUGUCGUAGAAGUAUCCGGCGUUCGUUCACGACAAGACGCAGACGAACUUUCGGCAGUAGCUACUGUCUCAGUCCUUUCCUUUCCACCUACGGAAGUCACGACACAAAGCCGACAAGCCUGGCGUUGUCUUCUCUCGCAUUUGACAACGAAUAUCCCAAUUGCUACUAUUGCGGCAUCGUCCUUAUCAUCAACUGCCUUGCAUCUUCAGCCCACUACAUCAACAGACGUAUCAUAUCACCAUCAACAUCAUCAACGAUGGCUCCAGGAAUUCCGAACAACUACUACGACGUGGACGAGGACAUGGAUACAGAAGAAAGCAACGUCCGGAACCAACCUCAUCCUCCUCUCAACAGUCCUGUUCACCAAGCAUUACCCAUCAAUGGAGGCGCCAACGGAGGCACCCAGCAAGGACAACCCGCCGAUGCAGUCACCCAGCAAUUCGAUCCACUUGCCUCCGUUCCUCACUCAGAGUCCAUCAACCAAGCCCUGUACCAGGCUUAUCAGCUUCCACCACAUACACCUGCCAACCAACCCCAGCCCGCAAACCAUCAGGCUCCGGCCUUCACACCUUUCGGCCAACUCCAGUCUCAAGCUCAUCAGCUUCCUCCGUCCCGAAAUCCCGGCGUCUAUGUACCCUCCACAGUCAGCAGUGGCAUUGGCAGUUAUACAGCACACGGAAGUGCGAAUGCACAGCCACAUGACAGCAGCGGUCAGUCGUCGGACAUGAUACUACAUCCCGUUCAUUCUGGACCGGCUCGUCGAGAGACACAGGCUCAACAGAACGACUUGGUGGGAACGAUGGAUGACAUGAGUCUGGAUCCUCCCACU
Molecule: messenger RNA, 1084 nt
Organism: Aureobasidium pullulans EXF-150
Lineage: Eukaryota; Fungi; Ascomycota; Dothideomycetes; Dothideales; Saccotheciaceae
Exons: 1
Coding region: 216-983 (255 amino acids)
Source: RefSeq, a predicted model, not a curated record